UUUGUGCUGGGCGGGCGGGCGGCCCCCUCCGCUCCUUUCGCUUUCCCUUUCCCCUCCCGCCCCGCUCUCAUGGCGGCCUGGUUCAGCUUCAGGGCGGAGGAGGACGACCCGGAGGACGAGGCGUGCUUCUGGCAGUACGACUCCACUUGGGAGGAAGAGGAGGAGAACGAAGAGGAGGAUGGCGAAGGCGGCGAGCCGGAGAGAGCGGAGGCGGCAGCCGAGGAGGAGCCGGAGGAUGUGGGGGAGCAGCCGGUGUCGAGCUGGGCGCGGGGCGCCCUGCAGGCCCAGGAGCAAAGAUCAAAUUCAUCACCACUGUUCCAGAGGGGUUUUCAGCUCUCGGGCAGUCGCAACUGGAACGCGGCAAAAGACCUGCAGAGAUACAGACAUCAUUACCUGGGCUUGGUAGAAUCAGAAAAUGAGGAGGAGGAAGAGAUGUGGAACUUGAGCUUUUACAAAAACGAGAUUCGCUUUUUGCCCCACGGUUUGUAUAUUGACACCCUGCUUGAAUGUUGGAAGAACAACUAUGAUGUUCUGGAAGAUAACCAUUCUUACAUACAGUGGUUAUUCCCUUUACGUGAGCGUGGGAUGAACAGGCAUGCCAGACCACUCACCUGGAACGAAAUCCAGGCCUUUAAGAGGUCCAAGGAAGUGAUGCAGAGGUUUGUACGUGCUUACCAGCUCAUGCUGAGAUUUUAUGGAAUCAUUCUGGUCAAUGAGGAAACUGGAGAGCUUAGGAGAGCAGAGAACUGGGCUGAACGGUUCCAAAACUUGAAUCGGUUCAGCCACAACAAUCUGCGGAUCACUCGCAUCCUGAAGUGCCUGGGGGAGAUGGGUUAUGAACACUAUCAAGUGCACUUGGUAAAGUUUUUCCUAACAGAAACUCUUGUUAAGGAGACACUACCAAAUGUCAAGAAAAGUGCCUUGGAUUAUUUCCUCUUCACCAUCAGAAACAAAAGGGAGAGAAGGGAACUGGUGCACUAUGCUUGGCAACACUUCAAACCUCAAAGCAGCUUCGUGUGGGGGCCGCAUGACAAACUCUUGAAGUACAGACCCCGCUCUGCCAAGUCACAGCUGCACCAAAAGGCUGAAGAUAAACAGGAAACUCCUGGUGAAAAAUCUGAGAGUUCUGUGGAAAAGGAUCAGAGCCAGGAACAGGAAGCUGGAGAUGCUGCAGACUUGCAGCCUGAAGUGAAUAAUGAUGUCAAAGAGAAGAUAAGUGAAUGUGCUUUGAAGGGAGGAGGUGAUGAGGAGAAGAAAGAGGUUUCACUUGCCCAGCAGGAAGAGAAGGGUUUAAACAGCGAGGGAGGAGAUGAGGAAGAGAAGAAAGAGGUUUCACUUGCCCAGCAGGAAGAGAAGGGUUUAAACAGUGAGGGAGGAGAUGAUGAAGAGAAGAAAGAGGUUUCACUUGCCCAGCAGGAAGAGAAGGGUUUAAACAAUGAGGGAGGAGAUGGCGAAGAGGAGAAAGAAGCUUCACUUACCCAGCGGGAGGAGAAGGAUUUAAACAGCGAUGCUGAAGAAGUGCAAGGUACAGCGGAGAAUGAUUGCACAAAGGAGAGCAAGAAGAGGAAGCUGGAUGCAAAUAUGGCAGAUACUAAAAGGAGUGGAGCCCUGAAAAGCCCUGACAUUGAAAACAUUGCCCGCAACCUAGGAGAGUGUGCAAUCGAUGCAGAGGUCCCCUCCUCAGUCCCCCUCUCGGAAGCAGAGGAGGACCAAGCGAUGCUGGAAGACAGUGAUGUGAGCACCAAAGACUCAGCGGCGCCAGAGAUCGCCGACGCGGCUGUGAAACGGAGGAAAGUUGAUAGAAAAGCAUCCAGAGGCAAAACAUACAACUUGGCCAUAAACCUGAGCAUGGGGCCCUCUGCCUCCAGUGCCACGUCAAACCCGUCUGCUGCAAGCACUGAGGCUGAAAAUGAAAGUGUCAGUGAGAAAAAUGCAAGUAGGGAAGUGGCAAGUGAAAAGAGUAGCAAUGAUGCAAAUCGUGGGGCUGAGAGACCCCUGGUUGCUUCCAAGCUCCCCGAGGCUGGCUUGUCUUCUUCAGUAAGUGAUGGCUUGGAGUCGAGUGCAGAUGAAGUCACAGCCAAGGGUGAUCAGCACCACUGUAACAGCAUGCUCCUGGAAGCCAAAAGUGAGGUAGAUGCAGUAGAACGACAUAAAAAGGUAGAAAAUGCAAGUGGAAAAGGGCAAGCAGAAGCCAUGGGCAAGAAACAAGUUCUGGAGAGUCUUGAGCAAAGCAUGGCAUCCACUUGUCCUGAAGAAGACAGUGCUGGGGUUGCAACACAACAACCUGAAAGCUCUGAGCAUGCAGCAGAGCCUUCUGAAGAGCAGGUAGCAGCAGAGUGAGUCCAGCAUGGCAAGCGCUGGAGCAAGCAGAGAUGACACUGCCCUAACUGCCAGGAGCCAGCUGUACUGAUUUGGAUAGCAGAAGUACCCAGAAGAAUAAACUA
Molecule: messenger RNA, 2444 nt
Organism: Dryobates pubescens (Downy woodpecker)
Lineage: Eukaryota; Metazoa; Chordata; Aves; Piciformes; Picidae
Gene: OGFR
Product: opioid growth factor receptor
Exons: 8
Coding region: 70-2340 (756 amino acids)
Cellular component (GO): membrane
Molecular function (GO): opioid growth factor receptor activity
Source: RefSeq, a predicted model, not a curated record